This is a messenger RNA of Triticum urartu, 1753 nucleotides long. NCBI's taxonomy places the organism in Eukaryota, Viridiplantae, Streptophyta, Magnoliopsida, Poales, Poaceae. The record is from RefSeq and is a predicted model, not a curated record.
UGGGCGGCGACGAGGCGCACAAGUUCAUGAACCGCCCCCGCCUCGACCGCGGCGACUUCGCGAGCAUGAUGAACCCGGGGUCCCGGCAGAUUUACCUCACCUUCCCGGCGGACAGCACCUUCCGCGAGGAGGACGUCUCCAACUACUUCAGCAUCUACGGCCCAGUCCACGACGUGCGCAUCCCCUACCAGCAGAAGCGCAUGUUCGGGUUCGUCACCUUCGUCUACCCGGAGACGGUGAAGCUGAUCCUGGCCAAGGGCAACCCGCACUUCAUCUGCGACGCGCGCGUGCUCGUCAAGCCCUACAAGGAGAAGGGCAAGGUCCCCGACAAGUUCAGGAAGCAGCAGGGCGAGAGGGUGGACUUCUCCGGCUGCGGGUCUCCCACCGGGCUGGACGCCAGAGACCCCUUCGAUCUGCACCAGAUUGUUGGUGCGAGGAUGCUGCAGCACUCCAACAGCGCCAACGAGAUGCUGCUGAGGAGGAAGCUGGAGGAGCAGCAGCAGGCGGUGGAGCUGCAGCAGGCGAUCGAGCUCCAGAGCCGGCGCCUCAUGGGGCUGCAGCUGCUGGACCUCAAGACCCGCUCCGCCGCCGCCGCCGCCGCGCCGACCCCCAUUGGGAAGCCGUUCAGCCCCACCCACACUUCUGCCGCCACGCCGACCCUUGAUUCGCCGCCCGAUUCCGGUAUUACUUGGGAGCAAGGCAAUGGCUGCGGCUUCCUUUUCCCUCACAAGAAUGCGGUCAACGGAGCUGAUAAGGAUGAAACCUCAGGCGAUUCCACCACCAGCCCUAACACUGACAGCGACCAAAGCGCGGAGCAUAACCUGCCGGACAGCCCGUUCGCGUCGCCGACCAAGUCGGGGGCCUUCGCCCGUGAUCCUUUCGCGCCCACCGAGUCGGAGAUCGCCGCCGCCGCAGCCUCGACCGGUUGCAACGCGGCCUACAACGGCGGCAUCAACGGCAAUGGUGCCAGGAACGGCGGCGGCAUUAACCACCAUCUCCUACCUCCAGCAUUGGACAUACCCUCACCAAAACCUUACUUCUUCCCCAUGUCCAGGCUGUCCUCCGAUCACGGCGCGGUCGGGAUGUAAAGUAGCGCUGAAUGGAAGUGAGUGAUACUACUGCCUAAUCAUAGAAUACUAGCAGCAAAGAAAAAGGAAUAGUGCAACAUAGGAAAAAAAGAGUGAAGAAGUUGCAGCAUAGUUUUAGUUUCAGCAGCCCCCCCUUUUUUACCUUCUUUCCCUUCACCUCAAGCUGAUGGCACCGCACCAGCUGAUUCAGACCACAAGAGGCGAAGGACAAAAAAUACUACCACUACUAGCAACCCCAAGGCUUCAAAAACAGUGUCAGAUACUUAGGGCCCCUCCUAUUAUUACCAUUACCAUAUGCAUUAGUUACUGUUAGUCGAUUACUCCUGCUGCUACUACUACUAGUACCACCACCAACAACAACCAAUACUACCACCGCCACCAACCCCCCAUUGAUGUGCCACCAAGCUCCUGGCAAGGCCACCGCCAAUAUAAUAGCCACUAGUAGUAGUAGUAGUUCUCAUGUAAUAGUAGCACAUUAGGUGCGAUGUUUAGCCAAAAAGUACAGAGGAAUACUACCACAAUGUAUGACAUACACUAGUGCUCUGCUCGCUGUGUUGCAAGACAGUGCAACAAGAUACGGAUGCAUAGCUAGCUAGUUGUGUUGGUGUUUACGUAUGUAUAAUUUCACUUCACUGGAUGAAUGAAGAUAAUGAACAGGUCCGUCA